AUGUUUCAAUCACCUUCCGAGGCAGCGUGGUUCCACGCUGUUGCGCAAGGAGACCAAGAAACCGUACGCUCUCUUGUUGAAAGCUUUAAAGGAUACGUUAACAUUGAUGGAGAUACUGCUCUCAUUCAGGCGUGUCGCGCUGGGAACUUAAAAAUGGCCCACAUACUAAUCCCGUAUGAGGCUGGACUAGUUAGUACAUCUGGUUACACGGCUCUCAUGGUCGCUGCUCUUUCCAACAAUCCGGGCCUGUGUGAGGUUUUGGCGCCCCUGGAGAAGGACAUCACUCUCGACGAUGGUAGAGACUCGUACAUGCUAGCAGCACAAGUUGGAGCCGCAGCGGCGCUUCUGAUGAUGACGAAGAACUUUAAGUUGCGACAGGAUAAGGCGCGGCUCAACGCCCUGGACUAUGCUGUUAAUUCGGGUCAUCUAGACUGCGUCAAUAUUAUACUGUCCUCACAGCGAAUAUCUAACAUCGAGCUCAAAUAUGCUAUUAACGUGGCCUCAGAGAAUAGAUUUUUAGAGAUUGAACGUGCCCUGGUUUCUUUUAAAAAUAAUGCACGCCGCACAUCUAACGUACACGCAUUUGUUCCAUCUAAACACCGUCCGUCCACAACUCAACCUCAGACCAAAACCUCUGUUUAUGCCGCUGAGUCAUCUCCGAGUCCCAUGCGGACUCCUCAGCAAAACCCUCUAACAGCUUCCCAGAUGACUACGUCGUAUGUCGGGUCAGUAACCUCCUCUGUCACCGACUUCAACGACAGGCAUGGACAGACAGUGAGCAUGCUAAGGCACAAGAUCACAGAGCUCACCAACUCUAUGCAGAUUAAAGAAAAUGAGAUAAUAACAUUGCAGAUGGAGAAUCUAAAGCUCCAGCAGGCAAACUAUCCUUAUUGUUUGCCCACAACAGAGCCCGCUGCUACUGCCACGGCCACAUCACCAAUUGGGUUUGGUACGUCUCCAGCCAUUGGCAAUUACGCUUUAUCGUGUCUAGAUAAUGAAUCAGCAAUGGCCGAGUUAACGGAAAGGAUCAGACAUCUGGAAGAUGCGUAUGCACUAUCCGUUCAGGAAAACAUGAAUCUCCAACACAUGUUGCAAAUGGCACAAACCGGACAGAAGCAUCUAUCUGAUGAGCCCUAUAUUCAAGAAGAGAAUCAGAAGAACACGGAUAUUUUAGUAUAUGAGGAUUUAGAGUUUUUGCGGCCUUCGAGCGCUAAGAAGCCUCGGCGUCGGUCCAAGUCGGUCACCGCCAUGCUAAAGGACAAGUCCAGACCGAGAACACCUCCGAUGUGCGGGCCAAAAAGAAGCACCGCAGAUCCCUCGGAAAAUGUAUUUAGUAGACAAAACAGGAAGUAUUUGGGUGAUUUGCAAGACGCUCCUAUCUCUUGCUCCAUAGUUACUACGGAAGAGUUCGACAAGAUAAUAGACGAGAAGAACAAUACUAUCGCCAUGCUUCAGGAGCUUAUCUCCGAAUAUCAGUCUCGAGGAGUUAGCGACCUACAGGCCACAGUAGGAUAUCAAGAAAUGAAGGCAGAGUCCAGUGUCAAGAGUCGCAAUUCAAACAGACUGAGCACGUCCUCGCUCUUUGGGCGUGGUAAAUCUGUGCGCAAGGAUGCUACCACUCGGUCAUCUUCUAGCUUUGAUGCAUACCGCAAGAACACAAUCAUCCAACUUGCUGAGCGUGACAAAGAGAUACAUCUUCUCAGAGAACAGCUGGCUAGAGUUGAAACGGAUGGCACGAUCACCCCAAAGACCCUCGAAACUAACAAGGAAGAGCUUAUGAACAAAGUAAUUGCGGAACAGGCCGCCAAAAUUAACGAGCUUCAGGAGCUCUUGGAUGCAACAGAACUACACAGGGUGCAGAUGCCUGUUCCUGCUGCAAUAGAUUCACUGACCGAUAAAAUAAAGGCCUUAGAACAUGAGGUGGAGGAUCUACUGAAGGAGAACGAGACGCUUAAGAAGGAGCUUAGCGAAAGGCCGCAACAUGACGACUCAAAGCUUUGUAAGAUUCUUGCCAAUUCUAGGGUAGGAGUAAAGGGCCUGUCAGAAAGCCUGUGUGCUUCUACUAUGGAAGACGUUGUGGAUACCAUCUCCUCUACACGUGAGUUAAUCUCACUACUUGCUGAUAAAGACGCAGAAAUAGAGCGGCUCCGUGAGGUGAUAAACUCUAUGCCUGACUUAGAUCCAGGCAAUCUUGAUCAUUCACAAACGUCACCAAAACAGAUACAAUUGUUGCUUGACGAACUGGAGACUAAGACCCAAGAGUUAGACGAUCUAAAAGCAAGCAUGGGUAGUAUGGGCAACACCAUGACAAACUCGAAGAGAAGUCUCUCGCUGGGGAGAUUGAAGAAAAAGGAUCGUAGUAGAGCAGCGACCCCUGUUGCUUCAAGCAAGCGCAUUCCUCAAGAUCUUGCAGAUGAAAAUGUUCGGCUAACCAACGAGGUCCUGCUUCUGGCAGAGCGAGUUCGUGGUCUAGAAGCAGACAACGAUCGGUUAGAAAAGUUGACGCGAGAGUCGAACAAAUGUACUUCGCCCCCGUUAUAUGAUGACGCUACUAAUAUGAAAAAGCUACUAGAGCAAUUGAAGGCAACGAAUGAACGGCUGGUCGCUGAAAAUACUCACCUCAAGGAGCGCCUGCAGAGGUCCGCCACUAAAAAUGCAGAUCAGGAAUGCCUUGCUUUUGUGUUCAAUGAUAUGAAAGAAGACUCUCCAGUACUAUGCGAUGUUGUUGCCAGAAUCGCUACACCGCCAGCCUCAGUUGUACUAGAUGCUCAUGACAGUGCAUAUGCAGAUGAUGGGCAGAGCUCCACAGCUAGACUGAACGCAAUUUUAGGGGUCCAGAUUGGUGCUGGUGGAGUUUCUCUUCCACAGCAAGCGUCCUUGGAUAUGCUUCAAACUAAGGACGCUACUAUCACAUCAUUGCAAGCAGAACUACUGGAGAAAAAUGAAGAAAUAGAUCGUUUGAAGUAUAUUAUCAGCGCAUACUCAGUUAACAUAGCACAAGAACAACCAGCAGUUCUCAAUGGCAGCCCCAAUCUCGAUGGAGAAAGUGAAGUCAUUAAACUUACCGAUAGUCGAAGCACUAGGUCUAGCAAGAAAAGUGUGUCCAGGGCAACUACCCCGUCGAGUAUGGUUCAUUCCACGACCAGCUUAGCCAAAAGCCGAGCUGCGUUUGGCAGGUGUCGGUCCACAUCUCUUCAAAACUCUCAAUUUCAUCAAGGCAAUCUGAUCAACACGGAACAGGCAGAAAUCGACGCUUUGAAACUUGCCAUUCAAGAAAGGGAUGAGGAGAUUCUCCGUCUUAGAUCCCUAAGAGAGGAGCAACUGUCUCUCGCUUUGCCAGCUUCCGACGCCACCAAUGAACUUACCGCCCAGAAAGAGAAGGUCAGGCUACUGACGCUCGCUGCCAACGAACAAGAAUUGGAAAUAGAUAAGCUCAAGGCCGAAAUCAGACGUUUAACAGCAGAUAACAGUGCUCUACUUAAAGAAGUACAAACAUAUGGUGACGACAUGGAUAUUCUUCGGGAAACGCAAGAGAAGCUCAGAACAAUUGAGAGCACAAUGGAAACUCGUGAUAACUCUAUCGCGGAAGUAGAAGGCAGACUUAGAGUCCUUACGUCAGAGAAUGACAAACUAAGAACCGUUGGCGAGCAACGUGAGGCACAACUACAGGCAACACAGCUACUACUAGCUCAAGCCUCUAGCCGCGAAUACUCUCAAAUAUUAGCCAAAAAGGACGACGAGAUUGAGAGGCUUAUAACUCUGUUAGAAAAUAUUAAUACUAACACCGUGCAGCGUGAGUCAACAGCCAAUACCAUUAGUGCUAUAGCCCCUGUAUCCACGCAUGUGGUAGAUGCAUCUGUGUCCAUAGACCUUCUGGUUGAACCUCUCCAAGACCCUCCUGGCUUCCUCUCAUACGAAGUUGCAGCUCAUGAGGUCUCCAAAAGGCUUGCAGAGUACACUGUUGAGAAGAUUUCUGGCAUCUAUGACAUGUUGGAUAAUGUAGUUCAGGAGUAUGUUGCUCGUGAGGAGGCAUUGGCCAUGCAAGUAGUAUCGCUGCAGAAGGCCCUUGAGGCUGAAACACAGGAUGGUAUGGUCUCGCGUCUUCCGGAUCCAGUGUGCUAUGAUAUAUAUGAUGAACUAGAACGUGACCUUCGUGCCGAGCUGGCCCAGACAAAGGAAGCCCUUGCCAAGGCGACUGAUCUUUUAGAGGAGAGAGAGGAAGCACUUGAACGUACGGAUCGUCCUAAGAGCUCAAUUAGAUACCCUCCUCCUCCUUCUUCUUCUUCUAAAGAUGCGCAUGUAAUUUCGCGACACGCAACUCCAGAACCUAGUGAUAGUGCUGAUGCGUUCGAGUCUUUACCCACCGAGCAGCUCCAUGAACCAUCCCCUCUUUCAGGAAAGCCCGUUGUACUCCACUACGCGUCAAAUAUAUUGCUAGCUAAAGAUGCUGAGAUAGGUAGGCUUCAGAAUUUACUUAUGCUGAUGGCAGAUCGCAGCCUAGACAACGAUGCAGCUAAAAACUCUCUAGAUCAACGUCCUCAUCCGUCUGAGGACAUAGACUCCUUGGUCAUUGAAAACGUAGCGCUAUCAAAUGAGGUUGACAUUCUUAAUCUAUCUAUUUCAAUCCAAAAUAACGUUAUUUCAACAAUUGCAGACCAUUAUAUUAAGAAGCACCCUACAGCAGAGAGUGGCGACCCGACUGUUUCUCUUCUUGAGGGAAAGAUUCUGAGUCUGACUGAACAGCUGGCCCAGGCAGAUGGGCAGGUCACUCAGCUGAUGGCCGAGGUUCAUGCAACAGGUGCAUCUCGGGCGUCAUCUUCUCAACGGCCAGCAUCUGUAUUUCUGCCCAGGUCACAUCCCCUCUCUGAAUAUAGAUCAGCUUCAGUUCUUAGGACAUCUUCAGGCGACGAGAAGAUCCCAUCGAGUAACUCCUUCGAUGCAUUCCCUGUGGCAGCAUCGUCUCCUCUUGAUCAGCUUUCAAUUGGUCUAAUUAAACCAUCUGUUGCUCCAAUUGUGACAGCAAUCCUUAGAAGCAGUGAGCAAUCUGCACACGAGCCUCUGAAAAAUCCGACUGCCUUGAUGGAGGCCAUCAUGACCGGCAACAUGAGGGCAAUCGGCGCAAACUUACAGCAAAUUGGAUACUCUCUGGAGAACGGGACGACUGCUCUUAUGCUGGCAGCUGAGUACAAUGUGCCUGCCGCUGUUAAGUACCUGGCAGAGUUUGAAGCAGGAAAGACACGUUCAGAUGGCAAACGCGCAAUAGAUAUAGCGCUCCAACUCGAUCAUCUGAAAGUUGCAACCCUUCUCUUGAAUUGGGAAGGUCUAGAUAUCUCUGUCUAUUCAUCUGAGGGAAACCGCAGAACGGAACUAAUGACUGCUGCUGCCCACGGAGAUGUAUACAUAGUGUUCAAUCUUCUUGGGUUACAAGCUAAGUUACAGGACUCCGAAGGAAGGACAGCUCUUAUGUAUGCAUGUGAAGCUGGGCAUGUAGCCUGUGCGCGACUUCUUCUAGUAGAGAAAGAGAUCCGGGACAACCAAGGGAACGAUGCACUAUUCUACGUCUCCAAGGACCUGCCAUCCCACUAUAUUCUCAGCUCUCUUCUGUCUAGCAGAUCCGUCUAA
Molecule: messenger RNA, 5622 nt
Organism: Giardia duodenalis
Lineage: Eukaryota; Fornicata; Diplomonadida; Hexamitidae
Product: Ankyrin repeat protein 1
Exons: 1
Coding region: 1-5622 (1873 amino acids)
Molecular function (GO): protein binding
Source: RefSeq, a predicted model, not a curated record